Molecule: messenger RNA, 2013 nt
Organism: Misgurnus anguillicaudatus (oriental weatherfish)
Lineage: Eukaryota; Metazoa; Chordata; Actinopteri; Cypriniformes; Cobitidae
Product: 2-oxoglutarate receptor 1
Biological process (GO): G protein-coupled receptor signaling pathway
Cellular component (GO): plasma membrane
Molecular function (GO): G protein-coupled receptor activity
Source: RefSeq, a predicted model, not a curated record
UGAAAGCUAACCAUUCUGUGUAAUUUUGUAUUUAGCAUACUGUAUCCUCAAAUAUGUAUAUGCUCAAAUAUAUAACUUGUGGGUGUGAAUGAGACAAUGAGAAGAACUGUAAUUUAAUCAGAUGAUUCAUCACAGAGACUCCCAGUGUCGGGGGGUUAUAAAGCCUUAGAUUUUCUCAGCAGGUUUCAGGAAAUGUGAUUUCAUUAGGAAGUUGCUGUGAAUGUUAAACAGUAACUCAAAGUGCAAAUCCUGACUUCUCUGGAGGAGAGCGUCAUGACUCAUUUCUGUAGCAUGUGUUAGGGGGAGUAACGACAGAUAACAACAAAGAUAGACAACGGACACAUAACACAUGUACUCAUAUUCAAGAUGGACAUAAGUCAUCAACACAAUGGAGGAACAGUUAUGGUGCAACACACCGCAUGUCGGUCAGAUCUGGAAAAUAAUGCAACUGACUGUUUUCCUGUCGAUGAGUUCACAAUGAGGUAUUAUCUCCCUGCGAUGUACACCAUAAUCUGUGUAGUUGGACUCGCAGGUAACCUCACCGCACUCUUCAUAUACCUGACAAAACUUCGACCCUGGAAAAGCAGCAGUAUUAUCAUGGUAAACCUGGCAGUGGCUGAUCUUCUCUAUGCACUGAGUUUACCUGUGCUAGUCCAGUUUUACAUUACCAAAAACUGGACCCUGGGGGAGUUCAUGUGCCGUUUUAUUCGCUUCUGCUUCCAUUACAAUCUUUACGGUAGCAUCCUUUUCCUCACCUGCCUCAGCAUCUUCCGUUAUGUUGUGGUGGUGCAUCCACUGAAAGCCGCUCAGAUUGGCAGAAAAAGAUGGGGCGUUUUGGCCUGCCUGGUCGUUUGGACCGUCUCCUUGGUGGAGAUCGGCCCAAUGCUGGGAAUGAUUACAUUGAAAGAGAAGGACAAUAUGACACAGUGUGUUGACUUUGCCAGUAAUGAUCCACAGGUGGUGUGGUGGUACGGUUGGAUACUCACCAUUUUAGGAUACGUAAUACCGUUGGGGGUGGUGUGCUGGAGUUACAUCUGCAUUGCGGGCACUCUGGGCAACAGUAUAUUCAGACAUAGACAGAGUCGUUCCCGAGCUCGCAUGUUCGCCAUUCUGAUUCUGGUUGUGUUCGUGGUAUGUUUCUUGCCUUAUCACAUCAUGCGCGCGCUAAGAGUUGAUAGCCUGCGCCGAAGUAACGUGUCAUGCACAUUCAGGAGAGGAAUCAAUAUGGUCUACAUUCUGUCCAGACCGCUGGCGGGUGUCAACACCUUCUUCAACUUAGCACUUUAUACAUUGGCAGGAGACAAGUUUCAGCAGGCUUUCUGGAGCUUGGUGCACAGGCGACACAGAAACAGCAACAUAGCUGUGAUCCAUACACCAAACACCCUGUCAAAGUCAAACCUCACGAGGAUCUGAUUAUGUCAUUUGACUUCCUAACAUGAAAGGGAAGUGUUUGGACAGUGUUCUUGUAGCUCGGUGGUAGAGCUUAAUCCAAGGGGAGAAUGCAUUAUGUAAAUGUUUUUGUUGCAUUUCAUGUUAUAGUGGCAUUUAUUAUAUUAUUAAGGUAUUUUAUAUUUUACUUACUGUAUGUUAUAUCCAACAGAUAUUAAAGGGACAUUCCACUUUUUUUGAAAAUAUGCUCAUUUUCCAGCUCCCCUAGAGUUAAACAUUUGAUUUUUAUCGUUUUGGAAUCCAUUCAGCUGAUCUCCGGGUCUGGCGCUAGCACUUUUAGCAUAGCUUAGCAUAAUCCAUUGAAUCUGAUUAGACCAUUAGCAUUGCACUAAAAAAUAACUAAAGAGAUUCGAUAUUUUUCCUAUUUAAGACUUGACUCUUCUGUAGUUACAUCGUGUACUAUAAGACCGACAGAAAAUUAAAAGUUGUGAUUUUCUAGGCAGAUAUGGCUAGGAACUAUACUCUCAUUCUGGCGUAAUAAUCAAGGAAUUUGCUGAUGUAACAUGGCUGCAGGAGGUGUAGGGAUAUUAUGCACUACAGAAGAAUCGAAUCUCUUUGGUAUUU